AUGGCAGGGGGCACUUUAAAAGAUUAUUUAUACGGUUCAAAGAUCCACGAUCAUCUUCCAUUGUCAUGGAAACAAAGGCUUCAAAUCUGCAUCGAUGCAGCAAAAGGGCUUGAUUAUUUACACAUUGGUUCCACCUUUGGUGUCAUUAUUCACCGAGACAUUAAAACCACCAACAUCUUGCUCGACAAAGACAACAACGCAAAGGUAGCCGAUUUCGGGAUAUCAAAAGCUGGAGUACCCGACGCCAAAGCAUUAGACGCCACGGUUAAAGGCACUUUCGGGUAUCUCGAUCCCGAAUACCUCAACACGUUUCAAUUAACAGAGAAAUCUGACGUGUACUCGUUCGGUGUCGUGCUUUUUGAAGUUCUCUCCGCUAGACCUCCAAUCGUCAAGACCCUUCCAAGUGAACAGAUAAACUUAGCCGAUUGGGCAAUUUUGUGCAAAAAAAGAGGAGAGAUUGAAAAGGUAAUUGAUCCGUUUCUUGUAGGUACCAUUGAAGCAAACUCAUUGAGAAAAUUUGUUGAAAUUGCUGAGAAAUGUGUGGAUGAAGUUGGGGCAAAUAGGCCUUCAAUGCACGACGUGGUGUAUGAUUUGGAAUUGGCGUUGCAGUUUCAGUUCACGCCUGUAGACGGUGGGAAAGGGUAUGAGGGAAGCACUACCAUUGUUGAUGCUUCAUGGGAUAUUGAUUCAGGGAUUCUUGACCGCAUUCGUUCGAGAGGGCUUGAUGAUUCGGUCGUAUAUGAGGAUAGCACGACUAUAAAUGCGAGAGAAUUGGUUGAAGAGUUCAAGAUUGAUUGUGCUCGAUGA
This is a messenger RNA of Cucurbita pepo subsp. pepo (vegetable marrow), 807 nucleotides long. NCBI's taxonomy places the organism in Eukaryota, Viridiplantae, Streptophyta, Magnoliopsida, Cucurbitales, Cucurbitaceae. The record is from RefSeq and is a predicted model, not a curated record.